AUGAAAAAACAAAUCCCUGAUCUCAGGGUGAUGACUCAAAUAAAUAAAUCUGUGGAAAAAGACAGUGCUGACAAAAAUCAGAGAAGUUGCUCUGAGAAAGUUAACAGAGAAAAUACCACUCGCAGUCAUGAAAGUACCAUUGUGAAACUACCGGUAAUAGCAUCAUUUGCAGGUACCACUAAAAAAGCUGUAAUGGCAAAGCGCCCAGCACCACCUCAGAAGCCAAGUUCCUGCAGAUGUAAUUCUGAUGUAUGUAGCUCCCCUACCUCCGUAGAAAAGACAAAACCUGUUAGUAAAGGAAAGGAUAGAGUGUGUAUGCUACAGAUGGAUGCCCAGAAAUUAAAAAGAAGUAAAACUGAGGAAAUAAAGACUGUGAUUAAAAACAGUGAUGAAUUGAGCUCUACAGAUUCUGAUACAAGUAAAAGAGUUUCAAGAAAGGGAGAAAUAACCAGGGAAAGCUGUACGAAGAGAAGCAAAUCAAUUUCAAAAGCAAAGCAAGAAGAUUUAAAUGUUGAAUCAGGAAGAGUGCUGAGAAAAGGAAGCAAGCAGCCAAGUGUGAGGUCUGCUCAAGAACAGUUGGAAGAGGCAGGAUAUGUGACUAGACCAGACACUUCAAAAAUAUAUAAGAACUUCCAGCAGAGCAAACCUGAAGAGCCUACUUCCACACCAGCAUCGCCUGUGAAAGUGGUUGCAAGGUCUAUUGAUGAAAUAAUUGCUUCCCCGCAGUCUACUUCUCCAUCUCCCUCAGACCAGAUGAUCAAAGAACUCCCGGAGAGUGUUCUUGGCCAGAACUACAACAUAAAAAUGGAAGCACCAAUUGAACAUGAGGAAAUAAAAACUGAAUGUCAAGCCCUGCCAAGUUUUCACCAAGCAAGCCUGGCUCUAUCCUUGGAUGUGCUACAGGUGGAAGGAAAAGCAAUACCAAAAAUUAAACAGGAUGAAGUUCAGAAAGAGCAGCAAGAGGAACACAACACACAACGAUCUUUGUCUCUUCAGGCUUCAAAUGUCAAAGAUCAACAUUAUCCAGACAUUCAUCAACUAUGUACUGCUUCUCCUAGAUUUGUAGUGCCUCCGUAUUUACAUCUGGUUUGCAGAGUUCAUCAUACUUUGGACAGAAUAGGUGAUAAUAUGUUAUUUACAGCAGAGGACAUGGACAAUAAAGAGGAAGAAUCAAUGUAUUCCAAAUAUAAUUAUUUGAAAGAGCAAGUUGAAAGAAAAAGAAUUUGUCAUGAAACUGUGCCUAUUUCAGAGCAAUUCCAGAAUAAGCAGAAAGAUGGGAUAUACUUUCUUUCCUGUCAUAUGUCAAAAAGUCCAACUGAAGACCAGAAAUUAGCUGGAUAUUGUCUUAAAAAGCCACAACUGCAACUGAUUGGAGAGAAAGUUUCCAUGUAUCCACAAGCUUUAAAAAUGCUCUGGGCUCCAGCUCCACCAAAAUUCUCUGCUCCAAUUAGUUCAUUAAAUGAAAUUUUAUUUCCUAAAUGUGAGAGAAAUGUUAUUGAAGAUGAUGUAUUUGAAGACUUUUUCAUUGAUGAUGAAGAGUUAGAAGCUGAGCAAGAUGAUAGUAUCUUGCAGGAUUAUGGACUGGCAAAAGGUUUUCUGAGAAGAUGCCAAUCCUUGCCUGAUUUUCCUCAGAGUGAGAGCUCAGAGAUGAGUUUGAUGAAAAGAUCAGUCUCAGCUCUGGAGAUGACUGCGUUCAAAGAUAAAGCUACAUUAACUAUGUCAGCUAGUUUCAAAACCAGCAUGAGAGAGUUGAAGAUUAUGAAGCAACGGAGAGCUGAGCCAGAGGCUGAGGCAGAGAUCAAGAAAAGCUCCCCUACCAAGCACUUGUUGAAUCAAAUCUGUGCUGUUACUCAGUCAAUGCAGACAGACAUACCAGCAGAAAAAAUGCCUACUUUGACUGGGCAAGAGGAUAGUGGGAAUGACGUUCUUGUGGAGCAACCUCAAAAAUCUAGGGUUAAACACACUGGUUUCCAAAGAAGAAGGAAAAGGAAAAAAAAGAAAUCAAAGAAAAGAAUAAACACUAGACAAUUAGAAGCUGUGAUUAAGAGAUUAAAUCUACCUCCAAAGAUUCUUAAAAGGUCUGUGUCUCUGGGAAGGCUUCCUAUUCAUGAUAAAUUCAGUAUCAAGGUGUCUUCAGCAAUCAAACAAUAUCAGAGCCCCAGCAUCCCUCUUUUGCUAGAUUUUGAAAAGUUUGCAAAAGUGAGGGGUGGAAUUCCAAAAGAAACUUCUACUCGCAUGUGGGUCAGUGAGAUAUGGAACUGCUGGUUGGAUGAAACUUUCCCUUCUUGUGGGACUGCUUCUGAGGAUAAGGAUGCUGAAUUACUAAAAGGAACUGAGCCAGCAGACUCUCAAGAAGCAAAUUUACAAAUAGAACUAGUUGACUCAAUACAGCCUGUUCUUCCUGAAGGUACAACAGUUAGUAUUGAAGAUUUAGAAAAAGAAGUAAGACAACUGACUGAGCUAAUUGAAGAGCAUCCUUCAGCUUUUCACUAUUGCAGACGUGGAGCAAUACAAAGAAAGUUAGGCAAGUUAAAAUCAGCUAUGGAUGAUUUGGAAAAAGCUAUACACUUAGAACCACUACUGCUUAAUGCUUACUGGCACAGACAUUUGAUUUACCUAUUUCAAGACAGAAUUUCUGCUGCUUUAGAUGAUCUGAAUUUUAUAAUUAAAUGGAGCAAAAAUAAAGCUGAUACAUACCUGUCAAUGGCUGAAAUUUAUAGGAAACAGGGUGAUAAUAAAUUGGCAAUCAUCAGUUAUAGCUCUGCAAUACAAUGCAGCCCUACAGAUGAUGACAUUUAUUUUAGGAGAGCUGAGUUGUAUUUUGAGGAAAAUAAAUUGUUAUUGGCCAUGGAUGAUUAUGCGAAGUGUUUCCAGUAUAACCCAAAAAGAACAGAUGCGCUUAUGAAACAUGGGUUACAUUUCUUAAACUGUUCAGUUGUGUCUACAGCUAUUCAGGAUUUUACAGCUGUGAUCAAGGAAGACCCCAGCAAUGCUCGGGCGAGGCUGUAUCGAGGAAGAGCAUAUGCUAAGCAGCAACAGUAUGGAGAUGCAGUACAAGACUUAGAAGCAGCAAUUCAUCUAGAUCCUUCUUGUUGGUUAGCAUUCUACUAUAGAGGUUGCAUACUACGACAGAUUGAUCCCAAAAGAGCUGUGCAGGACUUCAGUGUUUCUGUACUCAUCAAUGACACUCAGGAAAAUUUUCUUUCUUUUCUUCAUCGUGGGAUGGUUUACUCAGAACAGCAUCAAUGGUCCCUUGCAAUCUGUGACUUUCAAAGUGUCUUAGCUUUGGACAGCUCUGUCACCUUUGCUUACCUAAAUAUUGGUUUAAUACUGCUGCUGCAUCUCGAUCAAUACUAUGAAGCCAUUCGACAAUUUAGUAAUGCCAUUGAAACUGAUCCUCACUAUGUUCGAGCCUAUGUACUGAGAGCACAAGCAUAUCAUAAGAUUCAUAAUUUACCAAAUGCUGUGAAGGAUAUAAAUCGAGUCAUUCAUCUUUACCCUAAUAAGUCACCACUUUGCCUAUUAAGGGGACAGUAUUUAAUGGAGCUGAAGAAAUAUGAGCUAGCAAGUUUAUGUAUUCACCAACUUGCAGAAAUCAAUGAAGGUAACUCCUUUCUGUCUCAGCCUGUUCAGCAAGCACUCAUUCAGUCAUAUUGUCAAAAUCACCAUAAGGCCAUAGACUGCUUAUGUGAAGCGACUGCAACUCAGCCUGAGCCUUCGAUGCUUGUUCUUUUAGGGAAAAUAGAAAUGAAAGCCAAGAAAACAAAGGAUGCUGUGAGAACUUUUAAAAAAGCUAUGAACCUACUGAUGGCCUCAGCAAAAAUCCUACCUAAUACAUUUGAGGCUGCAGAAAUGUAUUAUCUCACAGGCCUGUGUUACAUGGAGCAAAAACGUUUGUCACGGGCCACUGAUGCUUUUGGUAUGGCUAUCAGACUACAUUCAAAUUACCCUGAUGCUUUUUAUUGGCGAGGGCUGUGUAGAAUGAAUCUCAGAAAUGCUAAGUGCAUCCAAGAUUUCAAUCGAGCACUUGCCCUUUGUCCGUCACAUUUCCAGGCAUAUAUGGGUCGUGCUGCUUACUAUGGAAGUAAAGGCAGAUAUUCUAAGGCAAUUCUGAAUUGCAAUGAGGCAAUCAAAAUUCUUCCUAACAGCGUGCGUGCUCAUUUUUACCGAGGAACUUUAAAGUAUCAAAAUAAGACAUUUAAAGCUGCCAUUGAAGAUCUUUCGAAAACUAUUGACCUCAACGAGACCUGCAUUGUGGCAUAUUAUAACAGAGCCAUCUGUUAUCAUCAAAUAAAGGACUUCAGAAAGGCUUUGAAAGAUUAUGGAAUUCUUCUUCGGCUUGAACUGAGUAAGGAAAUAGCUUUUAAAGUGUUAGUAAAUCGUGGACUGCUCUACAUGGAACUUGAGGAUUACACUAAUGCAUGUCAGGACUUUAAAGAAGCAACAUUGCUUAGUCUAGCUGACAACCAGAUCUUUCAAGCUUUGGGAAUCUGCUACUAUAGACUUCGUGAAUUUGAAGAAGCUGUGAGAUCAUUUGACCAGGUUCUCAAACUAGAUCCUCUUUCUGUGGAUGCCUAUGUUGCACGAGGAAUUUCAUACAUGGAAUGUGGCCAUGAAGAUGGCUGUAAACAAGCACAGAAAGAUUUCUUGAGAGCAGUUCACCUGAAUCCAAAUUGUAUAAAAGCUAGAAUUUGUUUAGGAUACAACUUGCAGGCCCUUGGAAAGCUUCAGAGAGCUUGGAGCCAGUUUACAGUUGCCAUUUGCAUUGACCCAGAUUGCCGUGCUGCAUAUGAUGGACGAGCUUCAAUCUGUCUUCAAAUGGGUGAAACUUUUGCUGCAUUUCAAGAUACAAAUGCUGCAUUAAAGCUUACUACCACUGCUCCACUGCUAACAAAUCGAGGUGUCAUUAAUCAGUUAAUGGGACAUCUGCCCUGUGCCAUGAAGGACUAUCAACAAGCAAUUUCUGUUGACCCCAGCUAUGCAUUAGCUUAUUUCAAUGCAGCCAAUAUCUACUUCCACAAUAGGCAGUUUACACAAGCCUAUUGCUAUUAUUCCAAGGUAUUACAACUUGACCCAAUAAAUGAAUCUGCUAUUCUGAAUCGUGCUAUUACAAAUACAUUACUGAACAAUAUUGAAGAAGCAAAAGAAGACUUUGAGAAAGCAAUUUGUCUCUGCCCAUCCUCUGCAGUAGUGUAUUUUAACAGAGCCAACUUCUAUAAUGGAUUAAAGCAAUAUAAACUAGCUGAGGAAGACAUUUCAACAGCAUUGUCAAUUCAGCCUGAUGAUGCCUUGAUGUAUAAAUUUAGAGCUGAUAUUCGUGGUAAACUUGGUUUCAAUAAAGAGGCUGUAGAAGACUACAAACAAGCAAUCAGCAUUGAAGAACAGAUUGGUUCCACGUGAAAAGCUACCAGUUCUCAUGCUACUUGGCUUCUAAUAACAGAAUUCCCAGA
This is a messenger RNA of Apus apus (common swift), 5450 nucleotides long. RefSeq names its product tetratricopeptide repeat domain 6 (gene TTC6). The record is from RefSeq and is a predicted model, not a curated record. Lineage: Eukaryota; Metazoa; Chordata; Aves; Apodiformes; Apodidae. Bases 1 to 5400 code for a protein of 1799 amino acids. The transcript is spliced from 30 exons. Gene Ontology annotation, molecular function: protein binding.